UCUUGGCUGUCGCCGAGUCCGCCUCCGCGUCAGUGUCCGCGGCCGCCCGGGCCCUCGCCUUCUCGCUCCUCCGCCUCCGGCCGGCCCGGGCUCCGGUCUCAACAUGUCGUACAACUACGUGGUGACGGCGCAGAAGCCCACGGCCGUCAACGGCUGCGUGACGGGUCACUUCACUUCUGCUGAAGAUUUGAAUCUACUCAUUGCCAAAAACACCCGUCUUGAGAUCUAUGUGGUCACUGCAGAAGGGCUGCGGCCAGUUAAGGAAGUGGGCAUGUAUGGCAAGAUUGCCGUUAUGGAGCUUUUCCGUCCAAAGGGCGAGAGCAAGGAUCUGCUAUUUAUCCUGACCGCCAAGUAUAAUGCCUGCAUCCUUGAGUACAAGCAGAGUGGCGAGAGCAUCGACAUCAUCACCCGAGCUCAUGGCAACGUCCAGGAUCGAAUCGGUCGUCCUUCUGAGACUGGGAUUAUUGGCAUCAUUGACCCCGAGUGCCGGAUGAUUGGCUUGCGCCUUUAUGAUGGUCUCUUUAAGGUUAUCCCUUUGGACCGGGAUAAUAAAGAACUGAAAGCCUUCAACAUUCGUCUGGAGGAGCUCCAAGUCAUUGAUGUCAAGUUCCUGUAUGGUUGUCAAGCCCCUACCAUCUGCUUUGUCUACCAGGACCCCCAGGGGCGUCACGUCAAGACCUAUGAAGUGUCUCUUCGGGAGAAGGAAUUCAAUAAAGGCCCCUGGAAGCAGGAAAACGUGGAGGCAGAAGCUUCAAUGGUGAUCGCAGUCCCCGAGCCUUUCGGAGGUGCGAUCAUUAUUGGCCAGGAGUCCAUCACCUACCACAACGGCGAUAAGUACCUGGCCAUUGCCCCUCCCAUCAUCAAGCAAAGCACAAUUGUGUGCCAUAAUCGAGUGGAUCCAAACGGAUCUCGAUACCUUUUGGGAGACAUGGAAGGCCGCCUCUUCAUGCUUCUCCUAGAGAAAGAGGAGCAGAUGGAUGGCACCGUGACCCUUAAGGAUCUCCGUGUGGAGCUUCUCGGAGAGACCUCCAUUGCCGAAUGCUUGACAUACCUCGACAACGGGGUCGUGUUCGUUGGCUCUCGCCUUGGCGACUCUCAGCUCGUAAAACUUAAUGUGGACAGCAAUGAGCAAGGCUCCUAUGUUGUGGCCAUGGAGACCUUUACCAAUCUCGGCCCCAUCGUGGACAUGUGUGUGGUGGACCUGGAGAGGCAGGGCCAGGGCCAGCUGGUCACGUGUUCGGGGGCUUUUAAGGAGGGCUCCCUGCGUAUUAUCCGGAAUGGGAUUGGGAUCCACGAACAUGCCAGCAUCGACCUGCCAGGCAUCAAAGGCUUAUGGCCUCUAAGGUCCGACUCUGGCCGAGAAACAGAUGAUACCUUGGUGCUGUCCUUCGUGGGCCAGACGAGAGUUCUGAUGCUCAACGGAGAAGAAGUGGAGGAGACCGAGCUGACGGGCUUCGUGGAUGAUCAGCAGACUUUUUUCUGUGGGAACGUGGCUCACCAGCAGCUGAUCCAGAUCACGUCUGCCUCUGUGCGGCUGGUUGGCCAGGACCCUAAAGCAUUAGUGAGUGAAUGGAAGGAGCCCCAGGGCAAGAACAUCAGCGUGGCCUCGUGUAACAGCAGCCAGGUGGUGGUGGCUGUGGGCAGGGCCCUCUACUAUCUGCAGAUUCACCCUCAGGAGCUCCGGCAGAUCAGCCAUACGGAGAUGGAGCAUGAGGUGGCCUGCUUGGACAUCACCCCUCUGGGGGACAGCAAUGGGAUGUCUCCUCUUUGUGCGAUUGGCCUCUGGACCGACAUCUCGGCCCGCAUUUUGAAGCUUCCCUCUUUUGAGCUCUUGCACAAGGAGAUGCUUGGGGGAGAGAUCAUUCCUCGAUCCAUCCUGAUGACCACCUUUGAGAGCAGCCACUACCUGCUCUGCGCCUUGGGAGAUGGUGCCCUCUUCUACUUCGGGCUCAGCAUCGAGACGGGCUUGUUGAGCGACCGCAAGAAGGUGACUUUGGGGACUCAGCCCACAGUCCUGAGAACGUUCCGCUCCCUCUCCACCACCAAUGUCUUUGCUUGUUCUGACCGCCCCACUGUCAUCUACAGCAGCAACCACAAGUUAGUCUUCUCCAAUGUCAACCUCAAGGAGGUCAACUACAUGUGUCCCCUCAACUCAGAUGGCUAUCCUGACAGCCUGGCCUUGGCCAACAAUAGCACCCUCACCAUCGGUACCAUUGAUGAAAUUCAGAAGCUGCACAUCCGUACAGUUCCUCUCUACGAGUCUCCAAGAAAGAUUUGCUACCAGGAAAUGUCACAGUGCUUUGGAGUUCUCUCCAGUCGGAUCGAGGUGCAGGAUGCCAGCGGAGGGACGACAGCCCUGAGGCCCAGUGCCAGCACCCAGGCCUUGUCCAGCAGCGUCAGCUCCAGCAAGCUGUUCUCCAGCAGCACAGCCCCUCACGAGACGUCCUUUGGAGAAGAGGUGGAGGUGCACAACCUUCUCAUCAUCGACCAGCACACCUUCGAAGUGCUUCAUGCCCACCAGUUCCUACAGAACGAAUAUGCCCUCAGCCUGGUCUCCUGCAAGCUUGGCAAAGAUGCCAACACCUACUUCGUCGUGGGCACUGCCAUGGUGUAUCCUGAAGAGGCAGAGCCCAAACAGGGGCGAAUUGUCGUUUUCCAGUACUCUGACGGCAAACUGCAGACUGUAGCGGAGAAGGAGGUAAAAGGGGCCGUGUAUUCCAUGGUGGAAUUCAACGGGAAGCUCCUAGCCAGCAUCAACAGUACGGUGCGACUCUAUGAGUGGACAGCAGAGAAAGAACUUCGCACAGAGUGCAAUCACUACAACAACAUCAUGGCCUUGUACCUAAAGACAAAGGGGGAUUUCAUUCUGGUUGGUGACUUGAUGCGCUCAGUGCUGCUUCUCGCCUACAAACCUAUGGAGGGCAACUUUGAGGAGAUUGCGCGGGACUUCAACCCCAACUGGAUGAGUGCUGUGGAAAUCUUGGAUGAUGACAAUUUCCUGGGGGCUGAGAAUGCUUUUAACUUGUUUGUGUGUCAAAAGGACAGUGCUGCCACCACUGAUGAGGAACGACAACAUCUACAGGAGGUGGGGCUCUUCCACUUGGGGGAAUUUAUCAACGUCUUCUGCCAUGGCUCACUGGUGAUGCAGAACCUGGGGGAGACGUCCACCCCGACGCAAGGCUCUGUGCUCUUUGGCACUGUCAAUGGCAUGAUCGGCCUGGUGACUUCCCUGUCAGAAAGCUGGUACAACCUCCUUUUGGACAUGCAGAACCGACUCAACAAAGUCAUCAAAAGCGUUGGCAAGAUUGAGCACUCCUUCUGGAGGUCGUUCCAUACCGAGCGCAAGACAGAGCCAGCUACAGGUUUCAUUGAUGGGGACCUGAUUGAAAGUUUCCUGGAUAUCAGCCGCCCCAAGAUGCAAGAAGUUGUGGCCAACUUACAGUAUGAUGACGGCAGCGGUAUGAAGCGAGAGGCCACCGCAGAUGACCUCAUCAAAGUUGUGGAGGAGCUGACUCGGAUCCAUUAGCCCCGUGGCCGGGAUCCAACCUUCCUAGAACCUCCCUCCAUGUUUUGAGCCUGGAGUCUUCCCCCACCCCCUUCUUUCUUUAGUAGAGGGGGGGGGAACCCUUUCCCCAAGCCAGCUGUCCAGCAGCCCCAAAAGCCACAGUUUGCCCUGUGUGGAAAUGGGGUAAUUCUUGGAGCUGAAACCAGCUCACUAGGGAUAUUGGAAAUGGGCUGGGGGUGACAAUACUUUCACGCCUGGGUUUUCACCUGUCCCACAGUUCAACUGUCACCAGGGACCACCAAGCCUUGGUCUUGGCCAAUUUUCCUCUUUGCAGGGAGGGAAUUCAUAGCUCUUUGGCUGAAGGGAAGAACUGUGACUCUCACUCAUUCACUGUUCUCUAGGAUCUUUUGGGGGUGGGUGGGUGGGGUUCAUUGUCUUUGAAGCCAGGGCCUCCUUUUGCCUUCCCACUGCUGCCUCUGAGAGUAGGCAGGGGGGUGACCGAGAUCUUGGGUCAUCCCAAGCUGAAGACAGGGCUCCCUUGGGGAGCUGCUGCCUUCAGGGACAAAGGAGAGUGGGGGAAGCAAAUGGGUUGUUGGCUUCUGAGUUUUACCAAAUAAAGUAGAAUCCAAGAGGAAAGAGCCCGUUGUUUCUGCUUCUCUUCCCCCUCUGCCUGGCCUGGCCUGGCCUGGCUUGGCUGGAUUCAGCUGACUGGGCCCAGUAGUGAAAGGGCUCUAGGCUCUCCUCCCCACCUUCCUGUGUGUGGCAGCAUCUCAUCAUUUGUCUUUGUGUUGGUAAAUAUUGUCCCUUGGCUUUCUGGCCUCCACCCCUCCUCUCCUGCUAUUGUCCCAGCUAGGGAGAUAUGUCUGGAUUUGAAUAACUUUCUUUGCCUCUGCUGCUUUCACGUCCCACGCCCAGCCUGCUGCCCAUCUCCUCUGGAUGACCAACCUCCCUGUGCUCUAGGCUGGUGGACAGGAGCUCUUGUGACUUGGAUGUUUGUAACAAUCUUUUGGUUUCCUCUGGGAAGUCACCACUGCCUCCAUUUCUCCUAGACUCCCUUUGCCUCGUGGAUGCCUCCAUCCACUUUCCUUCCACAUGUCUCUUACCAAGUGGUCAGGAUGUGGAGGGUAGAUUUUUCCCGGAGUUCCCUCUGAUGACCUCCAGCUCCCCAGGGCCAGGCUCUCAGAGGCUAGAAAAGAAAGGAGGAGAACACAAGCUGUUUGGCCAGCCUCCUGAUGCCACAGUUAUUCUCCUCUUGGUUUAGCCUGGCCAGCUCAAGUAAGCAUUGAUAACCUUUUGGACUGAGAAGCACAAGAAUGAAAUGUGGGUCUGGUAGUUAGCUGUAAUUCAGUUCAAAGAACAUGAAGUAUUGAGCCUGUCUCAGCUUGGAGGGAAAGUGUACAUGGACCACCUCUUCCCCCAGUGGUCUGCCUUCAAGUCAUUCUGAGAGCAGGCCAGUUAAGGGUUAGGGGUGGAGGCCAGGAGCUUUUGAGUCAUAGAAGGCAGAAAUACCUGCUUUUGAUAGGAUUAAAUGCUUCAGGAAAGAUCAAAUCAUCACCUGAGAGCAUCCAGGGAGGGAGGAGUUAGCAGAAGGCAGUAGAAAUCCAGGCAGCUUCAUGGAGAAGGUGCCUAGUUCCCAACCUGGGCUUCCAGUGAAGGGGAACCUCUCAGCGAGGCAUCCAUUGUCUUGGGGAUGGGGAAGUCUGUCCCAGGCUUAUUGUGGAGGUCAAGUAGAGCAGAUCAGAUGUGGCAAGGAGAAUGCCGAGGCUGGAGUGUGGAGAGCUGUGAAAUCAGGCUGAGAAGAGGAGGUUGGAGCCAGAUGGUGGAGGGCCUGGCAUGCCAGGCUAAGUCUAGAACUUUAAUCCUACAAGCACUAGAGAACCAGCAGCAGGUCAGAACUCUGGGUCCUGAAGGGGACUGGCAGGAUGUGGAGAUGGGUGGGAGAACAGAGAGAUACUGGCCUCCCUCCCCACUUGUAGAGGGGCCUCAACCCCACUAAAAGGUCUGGAGAGUGAGUGUAAACACGGAGGCUAGUUCGCCAGUGGGGCUUCCUCCUCUGCAGUUUUUCUCCCCUGCCUUCUGAAGAGAGGAGCCAACUGAUUUCUGUCUCAUGAGACCUCUCAAAGUCAUCUCCUAAAGACACCAUUUGAUUUUGAUAACCGAAAUGUGGAAUUUAAUUGUUGGAAGGCAGGGUUCAGAUUCGAUUAGGCGAGCUGCCCUUUGCUGGGUCCAGUCUUGGCGAGGAAGGCGGGUUGUACCUUUCAGCUAAAGUCAGGAAGACUGCACCCAUGCGAUCAGCCCACUUGUCUUGAGUGAUUGCAUAUUGAGGGCAGGAUGGCUGCAGACAAGAUCAGAAAAUGUCACCUUCUGAAAGCCAAAUGAAGACACUGUAUGGGUAUGGCAGAGCCAAGAUAAAGAGCAGAAGCUGCCCGCCCCAGAUCAUGGUUUGUAAAUGGAUUGUGGAUGAAAUUGAGGUUUUGUCCCAAAGGCACUUGAGAAAAUGGUGUUUUUGCCAAAUUAUAAUGUGGAUAGAACAUUGCUUUUGUGUGAAAGGAACUGAGUUCAUAUAUAGGCACUAGGACUUACGGUACCUGUGGGUUCAUGGACAAGAGCCUUUUUCUGGGCCUCCGUAGUGUCACCCCUAAAAUAAAGAGAUUGGAUGACAUGACCCCCAUGAUCCUUUCCAGCUACAAAUCCUGUGGCCCUCGGUGAAAAACAUUCAAUUGGCUGUGAUUUAGUUCUAACAAAUCUGUUGUCAAAGUGACCCACGCAAGAAGCUCCAAAGGGAUAGGAUCUGACAACCUUAAUCCAGUACCAUCCAACGAAGACACUCGUGUCUGCAGGGGUAUUGCCUUGUGGUAGAGCUGGGGUAACGGUCCAGCUUCUACCACAGCCUGAAUAGAACAUUCCUCAAAACCAUCUACCGCCCUCGGCUCUGAUUCCUUGCUCUCCAGGUGGCCUCCUGAUGACUAGGGUUUGGUUUUUUCCCCCAAAAUAUUGAGAAAGGGGGGCUCUGGGUCAUGGACUUGGAUAUCUUGAUCCCUGGGAAGAUCUAUCCCUUAUUCCCCUCCUCCAGUCCCAUUGUAAAUUAAUAAAUUGGUUUUCAAGUUUA
Messenger RNA from Gracilinanus agilis (Agile Gracile Mouse Opossum), 6614 nucleotides. It is a transcript of the gene DDB1, whose product is annotated as damage specific DNA binding protein 1. Gene Ontology annotation, cellular component: site of double-strand break; nucleus. The record is from RefSeq and is a predicted model, not a curated record. Gene Ontology annotation, biological process: DNA repair; proteasome-mediated ubiquitin-dependent protein catabolic process. Lineage: Eukaryota; Metazoa; Chordata; Mammalia; Didelphimorphia; Didelphidae. The transcript is spliced from 27 exons. The coding region runs from base 104 to 3526 and encodes 1140 amino acids. Gene Ontology annotation, molecular function: protein binding; nucleic acid binding.